Molecule: messenger RNA, 537 nt
Organism: Vanrija pseudolonga
Lineage: Eukaryota; Fungi; Basidiomycota; Tremellomycetes; Trichosporonales; Trichosporonaceae
Exons: 2
Coding region: 34-396 (120 amino acids)
Cellular component (GO): preribosome, large subunit precursor
Source: RefSeq, a predicted model, not a curated record
CUGCUCUCGUGACACCACCAACACACCACCACAAUGGCCAAGUCGCUCCGCUCCAAGACCAAGCUCGCGGCCCGCAGGCGCAAGGCCCACGAGUCGCACUACGCCGUCGCGAACGCUGCCCGCACGGCGCGUAUCUCGGCCAAGCUGCUCAACAAGGACGGCGGCGAGGAGCAAGACGCCGAGGGCGACGACAAGAUGGCCGAGGGCGGCGAGGAGGAGGACGCCGAGAUGGGCGAGGAGACCAAGAAGAUCUCGACCUCGGCCCCCCGCGAGUCCCGCCGCGAGCAGUGGCGCGAGAGCAAGGGCAUGGCCCCCCGUCCCAAGCUCAAGGGACAGAACAAGCUCGGCCGCCCCAUCUCCCGACACAAGGCCGGCAAGACCAAGCGCCGCCGCUAAGCCGCUCCCACAUCACCACCAUCACCGACGAGGAGCCUGCCAGCGCCAGCACCGACUCCAACUCCCCAGCUGCUAGACGACUGUUGUACGAGGACGACGAGGAGAUACCCCCAGGGAUCAUGGAUAACUAUGCAUACAGCC